This is a messenger RNA of Xyrauchen texanus (razorback sucker), 4804 nucleotides long. RefSeq names its product paired amphipathic helix protein Sin3b-like. Gene Ontology annotation, biological process: negative regulation of transcription by RNA polymerase II. The record is from RefSeq and is a predicted model, not a curated record. Gene Ontology annotation, cellular component: chromatin. Gene Ontology annotation, molecular function: transcription corepressor activity. The transcript has 19 exons. NCBI's taxonomy places the organism in Eukaryota, Metazoa, Chordata, Actinopteri, Cypriniformes, Catostomidae. Bases 420 to 4022 code for a protein of 1200 amino acids.
GGACGCUAAAGAACGAGCGCACCGCUGCCGCCGAAUUUAAAGAGACAUGCACCACUUAUUUAAAUAAUACGACCAUUGGGGAAAAAUAGAUACAUUGUUACUCGUUUUCUCCGUCCAUAUCGGUGGGGGUCCAUUAAGGAGCCAUACGCUUGAUGCGAUCAUUUUAGUAGGAUUUAAGAGGUCUGAACAUACUUGGCACUAUCGCUUUUCCUUUUUGCGAGCUUGAGCUUGAAGUAUAUUGGAGUAACUGGGUGGCCCGUAAAGUAAACUGGACUUGAGGGGGAAGAAGAGAGCUGGGUGGCCCCCUAAACCGAAGUGAUCUGAGCACACCAGAACAACCUGCAAAUACGGAGGGACGGUAAAUAAUCGUGGCUUGGGUGGCUGUUGGUGGUGGUGGUGUGGAAGAAAGAACACACACCAUGGCGAAAAUUCAGGCUCACGGCAGCACUACGAAGAAGAUCAACCAGAUCCAAGACAAGGCCUAUGUGGUCCAGAAGCAAGUCCAACAGCAGCACUUUCAGAAACUAAAGGUGGAGGAUGCCUUGUCUUACUUGGAUCAAGUCAAAAUACGGUUUGGAAAUGAUCCAGGGAUAUACAAUAAGUUUCUAGAUAUCAUGAAAGAGUUUAAAUCUCAAAGUAUUGACACACCAGGAGUCAUCAACAGAGUUUCUCAACUCUUCCACGGACAUCCAGACCUUGUUCUGGGGUUUAAUGCCUUCCUACCGCCUGGAUAUCGGAUUGAAAUUCCCAAGAAUGGAAUGGCCUUUCUUCAGUCACCAUUUUCCUCACAGCAGGUCUCUCCAGGGCCAGGAAGGAGCAUGAGCAGCUCUGUGGUCAGUGCCUCUUCGUCAGCUUUGGCUGAGGCUGGGUCUGCUCAGAAUGAAGCAGUGACCUCUCCGGAGAGUAAUGCUUCAUCCUCUGGACCACCUGAACAGUCAAGCAGGUUGUCACUUCCGUUGCCCAGCCGAGAGAGCCAGUCACAGCCGGCCACCACAUCGGUGUCCCCGCCUACAUCGGAGCCCAGCCCUGUGGAGUUUGACAGCGCCAUCAGUUACGUCAAUAAGAUAAAAAACAGAUUUUUGGACAACCCAGAAACCUACAGAGCCUUUCUUGAAAUUCUACAUACAUACCAGAAGGAGCAGCUUGAAGUGAAGGAGAACAGAGGGUGUAGCAGUGGAGGAAUGACGGAGGAUGAAGUUUUCUCGAAAGUGGCGAGUCUCUUCAAAGGCCAGGAGGAUCUGCUUGCAGAAUUCGGCCAGUUUUUGCCUGAUGCAAAGAGAUCUCUGUUCACUGGAGGUUCUUUGCCUGGCAAAGACCAUCUGAAGAAAGCAGAGGACGAGGAAAUGAACAAACAGAGCAAGAAGAGACCUAGACCCAUGUUAAUGCCUCACAUGACCCCGCUUCUGAAGAAGAAAUUGAAAUAUUCCUGUUCCAAGGACCCAUCCUUUGCCUCUGUUGGAAAACAUGGAGUCCUAAGGGAAUUCACGUUUUUUGACAAGGUUCGACGGCUGCUCAAGAGUCAAGAGGUGUACGAGAAUUUCUUGCGCUGCAUAGCCCUCUUCAACCAGGAAGUAGUUUCAGGGGCCGAACUCUUGCAACUUGUAACUCCAUUCUUGGGGAAGUUCCCUGAACUCUACACCCAGUUUAAGUCAUUUUUGGGUGAUAAAGAGCUGUCUCACGUGAUCGCUGGCCUUUCUGAACGCUACAUGGAGGGUGGAGGCAGAGAAGUGGACUAUGCCUCCUGUAAACGCCUGGGCUCCAGUUACAGAGCCUUGCCCAAGACCUACCAGCAGCCCAAAUGCAGCGGCCGAACAGCUAUAUGCAAAGAGGUGCUCAACGAUACCUGGGUCUCAUUUCCUUCCUGGUCUGAAGACUCCACCUUUGUGAGUUCCAAGAAAACCCCUUAUGAAGAGCAACUUCAUCGCUGUGAGGAUGAGAGGUUUGAGCUGGAUGUUGUCCUAGAGACUAAUUUGGCAACAAUCAGAGUUUUGGAAAGUGUGCAGAAGAAGCUAUCCCGCCUUUCACCGGAGGAUCAAGAGCGGUUCCGACUGGACGACUGCCUGGGCGGCACCUCUGAGGUCAUCCAGCGGCGUGCGGUCUAUCGUAUCUACGGUGACAAGGCUCCAGAGAUCAUAGAGGGAUUAAAGAGGAGUCCAGCCACUGCAGUUCCUGUAGUACUCAAAAGAUUGAAAGCUAAAGAGGAGGAAUGGAGGGAGGCCCAGCAGGGCUUCAAUAAAAUCUGGAGAGAGCAAUACGAGAAAGCGUACCUGAAAUCACUGGACCACCAGGGUGUCAACUUUAAGCAAAACGACAUGAAGGCCCUCAGGUCCAAGAGUCUUCUCAAUGAAAUAGAGAGCAUCUAUGAUGAGAGGCAGGAGCAGAGCACAGAAGAGGGCGGUGUUGGCCAGCAAGGUCGUGACGGCACAGGCGCCGGUUCAACCAGUGAACCCCACAUGAUCUUCAGCUAUGAGGACAAACAAAUCCUGGAGGACGCUGCCUCGCUCAUCAUCUACCAUGUCAAAAGGCAGCCCACCAUCCACAAAGAUGACAAGGACCACAUCAAACGCAUCAUCCAGCACUUUGUCCCCGACCUCUUCUUUGCCCGCCGUGGCGAGCUGAGCGAGACGGAGGAGUUCACGGACGAGGAGGUAGAGGGAGAGGAUGGUGCCACCCCAGGGGGCGGAGUCUCAACGGCAGGUGGCCAGCAGCAACUAAAUGGGGAUUCCAGGCGAAGACGAUGCACAUCCCCGCAGAUCAUGGACAACUCCACAGCCACCCACAGCAUGAAUCCAGAAGGGGAUGCAAUGGAUCUGCGGGACCCAGAGGCGGAGCACCAAAAGGAACUGGACGGAGUCUACAACCUGUUCUUUGUCAAUAAUAACUGGUACUUCUUCCUGCGGCUGCACCAGACUCUGUGCUCGCGACUGCUGAAGGUUUACAGACAGGCUGAGAGGCAGCUACUGGAACACAGAGCGGAGCAGAAUCGAGAACUGCUCAUGGAAGAGGGGCGCAGAGAAAAGGCGAGUGAUCUCGCUAUGGAGCUGCGGCUAAAACAGCCGAGCGAGGUGGAGUUGGAGGAAUAUUACCCAGCCUUUUUGGACAUGGUACGCAGUCUACUGGAUGGAAACCUGGAGCCCACGCAGUAUGAGGACACCCUGAGAGAGAUGUUCACCAUCCACGCUUACAUUGGCUUUACUGUCGACAAGCUCAUCCAGAACAUUGUCAGACAGCUUCAACACCUGGUCAGUGAUGAGGUGUGUUUGCAAGUGACUGAGCUGUACCUUACGGAAAGGAAGAGAGGGGCUGCAGGGGGGAAUCUGUCCUCCCAGUGUGUCCGUGCUGCUUGGGAAGCCAGCUACCAGUGGAAAGCAGAGAGAGUCAUGGCUGAGGAGAACUGCUUUAAGGUGAUGUUCAUUCAAAACAAAGGUCAGGUUACCCUAACAAUUGAGCUACUGGACACGGAAGAGGCCCAGGGCGAUGACCCGCUGGAUGUUCAGAGCUUGUCUAAUUAUAUGGAGCAGUAUAUUGGGACUGAGUCAAUGUGCUCUCAGACAGAGGGCUACUAUUUCAAGCCUGUAUUUUUACCCAGGAAUCUUAGGCAUUUCCGCGGCUGGCAGCUCAAGCAGGUGGAAGCCAUGCGCUGCCGGAGAGAGUGGCAUCGGAAGAUGGGUGUGGAGACAGCCGGGAAUCUGGACUGCCGUUUUAAACUCAACACGCACAAGAUGGUGUUUGUGAUGAACUCUGAAGACUACAUGUACCGCAGAGGAGCCCUGGUAAAGGCUCGGAGGUCCCAGCACAGAGUAGCACAAGCUCAACAUGAUCGUUUUGAGCAGUGGCACCGGGGCUGGCUAAAUGAGCAUGUUUCCCCUGGCGCCGAGCGCAAUGUGCAGGACUGGCUCAUGGGAGAUGAAGAUGAGGACAUGAUCCCCUGCAAGACCACCUGUGUGUCCACAAAAGUCAAAGGCUUACCUGUCAACAGGUACCAGGUACACUACAGCAACAAGGCCCCCGCCUCACCGUAAAAACCUCAAGCCUGCAGGUUGAUUUUCUCUCUCUCUCUCUCUCUAUCUGCCUCUUUCUCGCUCGCACAUUCUCAUGGCUGAGAUCAAACUAGCUCAGCCAAAUCACGAUGAACAGACAAGAGUGGUAAGGAGGACAGACUGCUGCUUAAAGGCGGAAAAGCCUCAUUGAAAAGCCUCACACACUCUGUCAUCCCCACACUAGUCCAUCCUUACCAAUGCAGUGACCAGACGUUUGAGAUGUGAAUGUCAAUCUUAUCAUUUUUUUUAAGAAGCAAAUCCAUUGUAGUUUUUAGCUCCUGAAUCCAGAGUUUUGUUUUGUUUAUACUAAAGUAUUGAGAGACUAGGUUUAAAGUAUGUCUACAACAUCUAUAUGUCUUUUUUUUGUACAGUACGACUAAAGAGCUUGAGCAAUUGCAUAUAUACAGCAGAAGAAUAUUCUGUGUGCAUUUUCUAGAAUGAUGACUUGGAAAAUUAUGUUUCUCUGGUGCGCACUGGCAUCUUAUCCUUAAUGUCCUCAUUUAAGUUUGUUUUGUGUUCUUUCUGUUCAUCGUCUCUUAAAUAAAGGAAGGAUCGCCAGUGUCGCCGUCAAUCACUGCUCAUGAAUUGUAGUCGAUUUUGUUAAACACCCAGAUCAUGUAUCAUAUCAAUCUUGCCAAAUCCAUGCUUUUUUUUUGUGCAAUUUUUACAUAUUAAAACAGAAAAAUGAUAAAAUAUCAGUGUUUUGAAAAAAGAAUGUAUAACAUUUAUCCUGUAUCAGUUAUAAAAAAAAUAAACAACCUAGU